This is a messenger RNA of Plasmodium yoelii, 1656 nucleotides long. Its product is annotated as pyruvate dehydrogenase E1 subunit alpha. Bases 1 to 1656 code for a protein of 551 amino acids. The transcript has a single exon. The record is from RefSeq and is a predicted model, not a curated record. NCBI's taxonomy places the organism in Eukaryota, Apicomplexa, Aconoidasida, Haemosporida, Plasmodiidae. Gene Ontology annotation, molecular function: oxidoreductase activity, acting on the aldehyde or oxo group of donors, disulfide as acceptor.
AUGGUCUUUAACAUAUUAUAUUUUUUGUUUUUCACAUUUUUAUUAACAAAAAGAUGUAUGAAUUUGGAUCUAAAAACAAAUAAAAAUAAACAAAUAGUUGUCAGUUUUAUAUCAGGAUGUAAUUAUAAUAAUUUGUAUAAUAGGGAAAAUAAAAAAAGUUUAAAAAUUGCCAAAGAUGAUACAAAAAUAAAUAGUUUAAAAAAUGAUAAAUAUUCUGAACAUGUUAAUAUAGAUGAAAAAUAUGAUAAAAAUGACUAUAUAAAUAAAUUAUAUGAAAAUGAAUUUUACGAUUCUACUAAUUAUAAUGUUUAUAUCGAAAAUAAUAAAUUAGCAGAAUAUAUUUCUGAUGUUUCAAUAAAUAAAAAUGAAAUAUGUACAUUAUAUGAAGACAUGAAUUUAGGUCGUUUAUUUGAAAAUUUAGUAGCAAAAUUAUAUUAUAAUAAAAAAAUAAAUGGGUUCGUACAUCUAUAUAAUGGUCAAGAAGCUAUAAGUACAGGUAUUAUCAAAAAUUUAAGAAAUUCUGAUUUUGUUGUUAGCACAUAUAGAGAUCAUGUUCAUGCAAUUAGCAAAAAUGUUCCUGUAAAAGAAAUAUUAAAUGAAUUAUAUGGAAACUAUUAUGGAAGCACAAAUCAAGGAAAAGGAGGUUCUAUGCAUAUAUAUAAUAAAAAAAAUAAUUUUAUUGGAGGCUUUGGAUUUAUUGGUGAGCAAAUACCAAUUUCUGUUGGAUUAGCAUAUAGUGUUUUAUAUAAAAAAGAAUUUAUUCAAGAUACAUCUAAUAAAGAAUAUGAAACUUGUUCAGAAAAGCAGAAUACACUUAUGAAUCACGUAAACGAUGUUAAGGAAAACUUAACAAAACAUGAUGAAAAUGAACAUGAUAAAAAUGAGAACGAUCUCGAUGUAGUUGUAUGCUUUUUAGGAGACGGAACAAGUAAUAUUGGCCAGUUUUUUGAAUCUCUAAAUCUAGCAUCUACCUAUAAUUUGCCUAUUAUAUUUGUAAUCGAAAAUAAUAACUGGGCAAUUGGUAUGGAAAGCUCAAGAAGUUCUUUAGGAGAUCUAACAAACAAUUAUAAUAAAGGAAAAGCAUUUAAUAUAACUACAUAUAAAGUAGAUGGUAAUGAUGUAUUGAGUAUAUACAAACUUGCAAAAAAAAAAAUAAAUGAAAUUCGAAAAAAAAAAUCAGGACCCAUUUUAAUAGAAGCUAUUACAUACAGAACAAGAGGUCAUUCUUUGGCUGAUCCAGAUUUAUUAAGACGAUUAGAUGAAAAAACAUCAUGGAAAAAAAUUGAUCCUAUUAUUCAAUUAACAAAUUAUAUGAAAAAUAAUAAUAUUGUUGAUUCUAUUUAUUUUGAAAAUACUAAAAAAGAGAUUCAAAAAAUACUUUUAGAUGCACAAAAUGAUGCAGAUUCUAAUUUUGAAAAAAGUAAAAAUAUAGAUGUAUGCAAAUUAUAUGACAAUAAUAUUUUUGCUCCAUCUGAAAUUACAAAAUAUCAACCAUCUUAUUCAAAAUACAAAAAAUAUGAUCAAUUAUCACCAAAUGAAUUAAUUCAAUAUUACCAAUCCUAUAUGAAUGAAAUAAAUGGAAAAUUUAUCAAAAAUGAUAAAAAUUAUUAUUCACAAAUAUUUGACAAAAAGCAAUUACCUCUAAUUAUAAACUAA